AUGCCCACAGAAACUCUCACCUACGGCACCGACCACUCCCUCCAAACCGUCACCGUAACCACCUUCUCCCACUCCUCCCCGACAGGCUACUGGCUCGUCCUCAUCCACGGCGGCGCCUGGCGCGACCCAACCCAAACAGCAACCAACUACCUCGCCCCGGUAUCCACCCUCCUAACCCCCAAGAUAACCAGCAACACCACGCCCCUCCCAAUAGCCGGCCUCGCCUCGAUCUCCUACCGACUCGGCGCGCACCCCUCGCACCCACAGGACGCUUCAUCCACGGCCGUCCACGAUCUCCGCACUGCUAAACACCCGGACCACAUCCACGACGUGCAGGCCGCGCUUGCCUUCCUGCAGAGCAGGUAUGCCUUUGGCGAUCGCUACCUGCUCGUCGGACACAGCUGCGGCGCGAUGCUCGCAUUUCAGGCGGUGAUGGGGCGGUUCCGUCGCGGGAUGGAUGCUGCGGCUGUGCCGCGGGGGAUUCUCGGUAUGGCCGGGAUCUAUGAUCUACGGCUUAUUCGGGACAUGCAUAAGGAUGUUGCGGCGUAUGAGGAGAUUGUGGUGGGGGCGUUUGGGGGUGAGGAGAGUGCUUGGGAUGCGGCGUCACCGGCUGUGGUGGAGGGCGCGGAUGGGGUUGAGGGUGGGUGGGGAGGAGCACCGCGGUUGGCGGUGUUGGCGCAUUCGUCCGAGGAUGGGCUUGUAGACCUUGAGCAGAGGGACGCGAUGCGCAAUGCGUUGCGUCGGUGGGAGGCAGCUUCUCCAGGGAGGGCUGUGGAGCAGUUAGACCUGACGGGGCGGCAUGAUGAGGCGUGGGAGAAGGGGGAUGAACUGGCUCGCGGGAUUGUCUUCGCGCUCGAAAAGUUGCGGGCGAUGGAGUCGGCGUAG
Messenger RNA from Aspergillus terreus NIH2624, 885 nucleotides. Its product is annotated as arylformamidase. The transcript has 2 exons. Gene Ontology annotation, molecular function: arylformamidase activity. The coding region runs from base 1 to 885 and encodes 294 amino acids. Lineage: Eukaryota; Fungi; Ascomycota; Eurotiomycetes; Eurotiales; Aspergillaceae. The record is from RefSeq and is a predicted model, not a curated record.